AGAAUGAUCGCAGAGGCAGUGGCGGCCCAACUCAAACGGACACCAGUCGAGCAACCAAGAGUCGAGCAGCCCAGGGUCGAACAAGCGAGGGUUGAACAACUCCAAAACGAACAGCAGCCCCCUGAGCGCGAACAGCAGGCGCAAUCGCAUGAGAGGCAAAACAGGAGGAUAGACGAGGAGGAGCCCUCUGUCAGAACCGUCAAUCCCCAAGCCAGAAACGACACACUGGAACAGCUGUUAGCGCAGGUCCGAGAUUUGCAGGCUCGGGUCGAAGGAAGAAAGACGGGAAGCUCAAGGGGACACCCUUUUUCACAACAUAUUCUAGAUGCCGACCUGCCUCAAGGCUUCAGGGAGCUUAAUAUCUGGUAUAAUGGGUCGAUUGAUCCCUCCCGACAUCUUAGAAGCUUCGAAAACAUGGCAAGGAGCAAAAGCCCUCGAAAGAGGGCGAGAACACCCGAUAAAGAAGAGCUUCCCCAAAAAAGAGGAGUAAUUCAUAUGAUAUUCGGGGGACCAACUGAUGGCGAUUCAAACCGAGCUAGAAAAGCAUAUGCUCGAGGGCAUCAUGGAAAAACCGAAGUGCAGCAGGUCGAAGAAGAUAGUCCGGUGAUGAAUUUCGGACCAGCCGACAUGGGGACAGUCGAGAGGCCUCAUAACGAUGCCUUGAUGAUCACAGCCCAGAUAUCGGGCUACGAAGUCCAGAGAAUCUUCGUCGACACAGGAAGCUCGGUGAAUGUGAUCUUUUUCGAUUGCCUUAAACGCAUGGAACUCGACAUUGAACUCUCACCUCUUCACACUUCACUUUUUGGAUUUAAUGGCUCGGAAGUCGCCCUCCUGGGGGAAACUACUCUCGCUGUCGUCCUUGGGGAAGGCGACUUAAGGAAGGUAAAAAUGGUACGCUUUGUUGUGGUCGACGUCGAGUCGGCUUAUAAUGUGAUUCUGGGAAGGCCGGCACUCAACGCAUUCCAAGCGGUGGUGUCAACCUAUCAUAUGAAGCUGAAAUUCCCAGUCGGAAAUAGGGUAGGAGAGGCCCGAGGUGACCAGAGGCUGUCAAGAACCUGCUAUCAAAUUGCAGUAAGAACAAAUCAACGGACGGAGGGGAAGGAAGGAAAAAAGCCGAUGAUGAGCGAAAAAAGGCUAAGGAAUUCUGAUCUCGAACCCCACGGGGAGUUAAUGGAAAUACAAAUCGGAGAAACAAAGGAGCAGACCACUAAGGUCGGGAAAGAUUUGGGAGCCGAGCUACGAAACCAGCUGAUUGCACUAUUAAGGGAAUUCAGGGAUGUCUUUGCCUUCACCCCUGAAGAGUUGACAGGGAUCGACCCCGCUGUUAUGGAGCAUAAACUCAAUGUCGACCCCCUCAAAAAACCAGUAAAACAACGACUUAGACGUCAUGGGGAAGAGAUCGACAAAGCAAUUGAAGUCGAGGUGGAUAAGUUGCUGCGGGCAGGGCAUGUCAAAGAAAUCCAAUUCCCCGAAUGGAUAUCCAACACUGUGAUGGUAAGAAAGGCACUAAACAAAUGGCGCAUGUGCAUCGAUUUCCGGGACUUGAACUUGGCCUGCCCAAAGGAUCAUUACCCUUUACCACGAAUUGAUCAGCUUGUCGACUCUACGGCUGGUUGCGAGUUAUUGAGUAUGAUGGAUGCAUCUCAGGGAUACCAUCAGAUCCCGUUAUGCCCAGAGGACCAAAGUAAGGUGAGCUUCGUGACGAGUAAGGGGACGUAUUGCUAUGUUGUCAUGCCUUUUGGGCUUAAGAAUGCAGGAGCCACCUACCAGCGGCUGAUGGACCGAAUGUUCAAAUCUCAGAUCGGACGAAAUAUCGAGGUAUAUGUGGACGACAUCUUGGUAAAAAGUAAAGUCUCAGCCUCGCACCCGGACGACUUAAGGGAAACAUUUCAAACUCUUAGGACGUUCGGGAUGAAGCUGAACCCCAACAAGUGUGCCUUUGGAGUAAAGGCAGGGCGAUUCCUGGGAUAUGUCGUCACAGAGCAUGGAAUCGAGGUAAAUCGGGAAAAAGUGAAGGCCAUACUUGACAUGGCCCCACCAAGAAGCAUACGAGAUGUGCAAGUUUUGACGGGACGGAUUGCAGGACUGAGCAGGUUCAUUGCUCGGGCCGCAGAAAAAAGCUUCCCAUUCUUCAAAUUGUUGAAAAAGAAGUCGACCUUUUUAUGGAGUGACGAGGCACAAACGGCUUUCGAAAAAUUGAAAGAGUUCUUGGGCGAGCUGCCCUUGUUGACAAAACCAGAACCCGGCGACGAGUUGGUGCUCUAUAUAUCUGUGGGUGCAGUAUCACUAAGUUCGGUGUUGUUACGAGAAGAAGGAGGUGUCCAAAAGCCAAUUUACUACACCAGUCGAGUUCUGCAGGGCGCUGAGACGAGAUAUUCUGAAAUCGAGAAAGCCGCCCUAACAUUGGUAAUAACGGCUAGAAAGCUAAGGCCAUAUUUCUUGAACCAUGUGGUGUUAGUGAGGACGAACUUUCAGCUAGGGGAGACACUGGGCCGGCCCACGGUAUCGGGUCGACUCGUCAAAUGGGCAGUCGAGCUGAGCGAAUAUUCGAUCAAAUACGAACCAAGACGAGCCAUAAAGGCCCAGGCCCUAGCAGAUUUCAUCCAAGAAGGUACCAAAGGAGAAGAAAAGAAAUGGGUUGCUCAUGUCGAUGCGUCGUCGGCGGCCAAAGGAUCGGGUCUUGGAAUC
Messenger RNA from Striga hermonthica, 2688 nucleotides. The record is from the annotation of a GenBank genome assembly. Lineage: Eukaryota; Viridiplantae; Streptophyta; Magnoliopsida; Lamiales; Orobanchaceae.